Molecule: messenger RNA, 657 nt
Organism: Lathyrus oleraceus (garden pea)
Lineage: Eukaryota; Viridiplantae; Streptophyta; Magnoliopsida; Fabales; Fabaceae
Exons: 2
Coding region: 1-657 (218 amino acids)
Source: RefSeq, a predicted model, not a curated record
AUGGAGAAACGACAAUAUCUUGAGGGUAUAUCCAUUACCGAUAAGAAGGCUUUGAGAAAACUCUCUUCCAAGUUCUUCCUAAACGGUGAUGUGUUAUACAAAAGGAAUUCUGAUUCUGUACUACUCAGAUGCGUGGAUAUACACGAAGCUAGUACAAUCAUAGAGUCAAUACAUGAAGGCUGCAAGGGUGUACACGCGAAGGGUCCUACUAUGGCUAAGAAGAUCCUUCGGGUUGGAACCUCGAUCCGCACAUCCACUUGGGCAACUACAUACUCAUUGGUAUAUGGGAUGGAGGUUGUGCUACCGAUUGAAGUCGAGAUUCCUUCACUUAGAGUCAUCAUGAAAGCUGACCUUGAUGAAGCUGAAUGGGUUCAAUCACGGUAUGACCAACUGAAUCUGAUCGAAGAAAAGCGUUUGACGAUCGUCUGUCAUGGUCAGCUAUACCAAAGACGUCUCAAACGGGCUUUUGACAAGAAGGUUCUUCCUCGUGAGCACCGCGCCGGGGAACUCAUGCUCAAAAGGUAUUCUUCUAUUCACUCAGACCCGCAAGGCAAAUGGACUCCCAACUAUGAGGGACCUUUCAUCGUUAAAAAGGCCUUCUCAGGUGGGUCUCUAAUCCUCACAACAAUCUAUGGUAGACUAAGGCCUAUGUUGUAA